Messenger RNA from Durio zibethinus, 4275 nucleotides. Its product is annotated as putative membrane-associated kinase regulator 6. NCBI's taxonomy places the organism in Eukaryota, Viridiplantae, Streptophyta, Magnoliopsida, Malvales, Malvaceae. The record is from RefSeq and is a predicted model, not a curated record.
UUUAUUUUUCAACAAUUAUACAUAUAUAUAUAUAUAUAUAUUAUUUUCUUGGAAUAAUUCCUGAUGAGUCCCUGUAGUAGACAAAUCUUUAGCUUCAUGAACCUAUUUACAAGAUUAUAUUUUAUUUGAUCAAAAGUUAUUUUAGAUUGCAUAUGCUAUGGUUAUCAAAAGAUAUAACUUGAAAAACCCUAUCUUUUGAACUCUGGGUAAUACCACGUUUAUCUUUAUGUUUGCAAUUUUACUAGAUUUUUCUGUUGUGGUUAUCUUGUUUUACAAUGUAGUUCAAUUCAAUAGUCAAUACCCAGAAAUUAGGCACUAGUAUAUUGUUUCUGCAAAGGAAUGUCAUUGUUUUGCAUUUGGUUUGGUUCUUUCUUUUUUACCAAUCAAUUUUAAGUUAGCAUGCUUUGUUGAAUUGCAAUUAAUUUGAAUUAUAUUUUGUCCAUUUAUUUUAUUUUAUUUUGCACUUUCAUAUUCCAUCUCAUUGAAUCAUUGAAUACUGUCAAGCAAUGCUCCUUCUUGUUUGGUUUAUUGAUCUGUCUUGAUUAUCUUUCGUGGAAAAAAGUGUUUUUAGGCCUUCUCGUUUGAGCAGCUCGGCUUUUCAAAUCAAGCUAUUGCCAGUUUUUAUUUAAAAAGUCCUAUAGAAGUAGACUAACUGAAGUUUAGAGCAAGUCUCGUUCUGAGUUUUGUUGUCUGAGUCUGAAUUAGUAGUAUAUUUUUGUCUUUCCUUAAAUAGACUAACUUUUUAUUAGAAGAUAUAUAGUUCAUCGACUACAUUCAAUAAUCAUUAUGUUAUUCCCACAUUGACAUGUUAUGAAUUUUGUUUGACUAACUAUAUUAUCAUAAGGUUCUCAUAAGCUAACAUUCACCUGAAGAUCAACCAUAGAGUGAUGCUGUCAGGAGGAAAGCUUUUGUAGUCCUUUUCUUUGCACAAGUUAGAAUUUAACAAAAUAAGAAAAAAGAAUGCAAAUAAUGAAACACCCUUGGUCUAUCGCAAAAUUCUUAAGAUGUUCUCCAUUUUCUGAUAUAUUGGAUAAUUGGUCUCUGCUUAGAGAUCCCUCUGCACAUAUUUUUCUGCUUGAGCAUGUUAUUUGUGCUUUAUACGUGUUUGAAAUAACAAAUCAAAUAAUCUAGAUGGAGAUUCUAGGAUUUUGGAUUUCUUAACAUUACAACAUUCAUUUUACAUAAUUAGAUUCUGAACUUCUCCCUGUUUUAACUGUGGCCUAUCACUUAACAUGGUUUGGAAUUUAUUGACCUAACAUUGUGAUUGUGCGCACAAUCACACAUGGGAUGCAUCCGGAAGUUGCUUUAGUGUUGAGAGGAAUGAGGGGACCUUUGAUUUUCAUGUUAAUUACAUUCUCAUUCAAUCUAUGUCUUAUAAAAGUUUUGGCAUCCAUUUCUAGUCCAACCAGUUAGGGGCCACCUGUCCGAUAGUGCCAGAAAAGUUUUUAGAGUUCCGGAUUACUACGAUUGUUUGAGGGUGGGGUAGGCUUUUUGUAGAGAUCAUUUAAGUUGUAGUGAUUCCUCUUUUACCUCCCAAAAGACUUUGGUGCUUUAUUUUUUUAUAGUAGAGUAUUGGUUAAAAAAAGUAAUACUAAUACCCUACUUCCCUCAAAUGUUAUUGUUUAACAUUUUUAUGACCAUAUUUUGGAAGGAAUUUAUUUCUUCUUUCUUAAGUUAUUAUACCUAGAUCUUUUGUUUGUUUGUUUCUUUUUUGGUUGCUGAAAAUCCUAUUUAUUACCAGUCAUAAGCUUUGCAUUGUGGUCAAUUAAUGUAUGCAUUUUCUAUUCCUUUUUUUUUACUUGGAAAAUAUUUCCUCAUUUUCUCAUAUGAGAUAUCAUGCAGUGUUCACAAGCACGCAUAAUUUGGCAUUAGAAUCCUGGCACAACUUUGCUUAGUCUUCCAAAGGUGUUAGCUAUUUGUUGAUCUAAGUUGUCUGUCUACACGUGUUUUUGUUUUUUUUUGUUUUUUGUUUGGUUCAUGGGCUCCAUUUCUUUCAGAUAGGACAUGAUUGUACAGUGAAAACAUCAAGCAUCAGUAUUAAAACAUAUUAAGUAAUGUUUUUUUGCCGCCUGUGUGGCUGACUUUAUUCAGCACUUGCUGUAUAGAGUUGUUUCAGAAAUUCUUUUUAUGACCACUUCAGAUUCACAGUAAUAAGCAGUUAAAUUGCCAUUUUAAUUUGCUAUCAAAGUAGUAAAUUGAAAUUUCAACAAUAUCUUGCAUGUAGUUCUAAAAAGUUUUCUGGCAUACGGUUUAUCCAUAUUUUGUUGUAUUAAACAUUUCAUGUUCUGAAAGUUACUUACAAUAAGAAAGGUGACCAUACGCAUAGGCAACUGGUAUUUUCUUCUUUCAAUCGUUUUUUUUCUAUACUUACAAUGAAUUUUUUUUAAUUUUUUAUGUUCAAUAUUAAAUUUUCACUGUGUUAGAGAAAAGGAACUUCUAAAAAUUUGAUAAUUUUAUCUCCUUAUCAAAAAACUGAAAGCAAUUGAAGCAAUUGCCUGACGGGUUUUCCUGACUUGGGCAAUCAAACAGAUCAUUUUGUAAUGACGGAUUAUCUAUACAAGAAAAGAAAGUUAAAAAUACAGCCUACUGUUGAUCUGGUUCCCAGAUUACUUGGCCCAUUUGUCUCCUGCAUGAGUUUGAUAGAAUAGACGAUGUAUGCCCUUGUGGUCACCAUGGUCUUAUGGUCACUGUAAACUACCAAUUAUGUCAUUUUGCCCCUGUAAGAGUAUAUAAGUUUUUAAUCCUUCUUUAUUCAAACACAUUAAUAGUUGCUAAUGGAAACCUUACAACCGCUAGCUGUUGAAAGUUUUUCCUAUAGUUGGUUAUCUGACCAUAAACCCUCCUUAGAUGGCCUUGAUGAGCGCCCCAGAGCAUCUAUUGACAAUUAUUUCGGGGGUACCUCAGAAGAAUUCAACUAUGAGAUGGUGGAGUCAAAUAAUUUUGCGACAGACCAGAACUUUAGUUUUGAUGCUAUUGCUCAAACUCCUGCAGCUUUUAUUCAUGCCGAUGAGCUUUUUACCAAUGGCUUCAUCAGACCUAUUUAUAUCGAUCCUUCAAAGAGAGAGUCAUGCAAUACCUUGGAUUCCGUCCAAGACAAACUUAGCUCUUCCUUUUCUUCAAGAGCUGAAAUUCCAACAGGGAUGAUUCAUUGCGUCUUUCUUGGAAGGUGGAGAAAAUCAACAAAGCAAAUCUUGAGAAAUCUUUUUGGACAUCUCGGAUCUUUCUGCCAUAAGGUAGGGUGCUCGAGAAAAAGUACGAGGGUUGAUGAUAUUGACAGGAGGACAUGGAAAGUUAAGAGCUGGAACAGUUCACCACAAGCAUCUCCACAACAGAGAACAGCUUGUUCAAUGGGUGCUUCAUGUCAUCUUGAGAACUCAAUUUAUGAGGCUGUUCUCCACUGCAAAAGAUCGAUAGAAAAAUGAUUCAUGCUUAGAUGAGGAAAAGAUAACAGUUGAAGAAAGAAGAGAACUUCUAGAAAUGCGUGGCAGUCGAUCAUGUGUCAACUUGUUAUUGUCUCAUUUCUCUUUCUUCUUUCUUCUUAGAUGUUUAUACAUGAUGUCUUUAAAACAAAGGAGAAGUUUUUUAAACAAAGAUAAAAGCAGAAGGUUUUUUUUUUAAUGAUUCCUCAUAUUGUCUGAAUUAAACUAAUAUCAGAAAGUAAGUCUUUGUCAUCUUGCAAUGAUAUGGAUUUCCAUUCCGCCGUCUUCUCCUUUCCUUCUUUCCAGCUUCUCAGUAAUGUAAAUGAAAACUUUUAGCUAGAGCUUUCAUGAUAGACUGCUUACAGGUUACAUCCAUAGAAUCACAGAUUUACAGGAGUAAACCUCCAGGAACCUGAUGGUUGAUAUUUCUGGUUAACAUGGCCUGCAAGGCAAAACAGGAUGUACGACCAUGACAAAAGUUUGGUGCUUAUGAAAAUAACGGGCCAAUUUUUAUAGUUGGUAUAGAAAUAAUUCAAAGGGCCGACCCAAGGUCUUUAUUUUCUCUCUUUGUUCUUCACUGCGUGUUUUUUGUGGGCAAAUUUCUGCUCUGCUCUCGUGCGUGUGAAGCCCCUGUCGUUUGCGCUUUUGGGAGACAGGAUAUUGACGUCUCACAUGGUAAUAUUUUAAGCCCCCGACUUGGAGUGGCCGUCAAACUAAAAAUAUUUGAAUGUCCGGCAAAUUAUAGCUUUCUAUUUCCAGACCUUGCAAUUCUCAUCAUGGCUUCAGCCGCCAUCUAUUCUCUUGCAGCGAAUGAAUUGAGUACUAUAAUGCUAAAUUUGCCUCCCUUUUUGAGAAG